This is a messenger RNA of Trypanosoma rangeli, 501 nucleotides long. RefSeq lists its product as uncharacterized. Lineage: Eukaryota; Euglenozoa; Kinetoplastea; Trypanosomatida; Trypanosomatidae. The transcript has a single exon. The coding region runs from base 1 to 501 and encodes 166 amino acids. The record is from RefSeq and is a predicted model, not a curated record.
AUGACCCCUUUUAAGCUUCCCCACCUAUGUGCGUUUGAGAGCUAUGCCGAGAUUGCUGUUGAGUUGGCGACGCUACGUCAGCUGCCGAAGUACGCGGAUUUUGAGAAACUGCUUCGGGAUGAGCUUCAACGAAUUUAUGGAGGUGCACCUGAGGAGUUUCGUGGCGUCAUCACCUACAGUACGCGGGAGACACCGCAGCGUUUUACAGGUUGCUUCACAGAGUGUCAGCUGGAGACCUUGCACCAGUAUGAUGCUACCGUCGAAAAGGCAAAAUCUCUAGGUAGUGAGUAUCAAACAGCCGUUGAGGAGCAUGAGCGUGUUGUAGAGGCGAACAAGGAUCGAAAACGCACGCAAAAACGGAUUAGGGAAGAAGCAAAGUCGAAAAAACGUCUCCACAAGAUGCAUCACGGUGUUGUCACGGCAGAAUAUGAAGUGGAAUGUCUCGCCCUGAAGUUAAAAAACCUUUUUGCCAUUGAUGUGAUCCGCGUCCCACUAAACUGA